Molecule: messenger RNA, 954 nt
Organism: Candida albicans SC5314
Lineage: Eukaryota; Fungi; Ascomycota; Pichiomycetes; Serinales; Debaryomycetaceae
Gene: ARG11
Product: Arg11p
Exons: 1
Coding region: 1-954 (317 amino acids)
Biological process (GO): mitochondrial L-ornithine transmembrane transport
Molecular function (GO): L-ornithine transmembrane transporter activity
Source: RefSeq, a predicted model, not a curated record
AUGGAUCAAGAAAUAACAUCACCAAACACCUCUCAUCAUGAAACUCUUCAUCCUUUGAAAGAGAUCACAUUUGGUGCUAUAUCAGGAAUGGUGGGUAAAGUGGUCGAAUUUCCAUUGGAUACAAUCAAAGUGCGAUUACAGUCGGCUGGUAGCAGUGGCGGUAUUACAACUCUACAGAUGAUUAAAACGACAUAUCACAAUGAAGGGAUAUUCAAUGGGUUUUACAAAGGGUUAAAAGCUCCUAUGAUUGGUGCUUGUUUAGAAAAUGCCAUACUUUUUAGCUCAUAUAAUUUUGGAUCUACAGUGAUAACAAAUUAUUUAAACAAGAAUAACGACAAAAAUCAGUAUACUACUGAAACUUUGCCAUUCCUGGGGAAAAUUCUAGCUGGUGGAUUUGCUGGAUUCAUGGCGUCGUUUGUGUUGACUCCAGUUGAGUUGGUAAAAUGUCAAUUACAAGUAUCAAAUCUAAGUCUGGAUAAAUCACAUCAUACAUACGGCACAAUUAUCAAAUCAACAAUACGAGAUAGAGGUACAAUUGGAUUGUGGAAAGGUUUGAAUUCAACUAUUGUUAGAGAAGUCAUUGGCACAGCAAUUUGGUUUGGUACUUACGAAUAUGUCAAUGAUUAUUACAAAAAGGUCAAGGAACCCUGUGUUAGUAAUAAGGAUGUACAAUUGUUGAUUGCUGGUGCCAUGGCUGGUGUCACGUUCAAUUUUUCAAUGUUCCCAGUAGACACUAUCAAAUCAAACAUCCAAACCCAUGACUUAUUCAACAACAAUAGAAACUCAAACAGCGUGGGGAAACACAUGGGAUUCUGGCAAACAACAAGAUCGAUAAUCGCCAAACCAGGAGGAAUAUUGAAUUUGUAUAAUGGGUUAGGAAUAACUAUGGUUCGUUGUAUACCAGCUAAUGCCCUUAUUUUCUACACUUAUGAACUACUCAAACAAAAUUUUUAA